Molecule: messenger RNA, 1701 nt
Organism: Mytilus trossulus (common blue mussel)
Lineage: Eukaryota; Metazoa; Mollusca; Bivalvia; Mytilida; Mytilidae
Exons: 1
Coding region: 1-1701 (566 amino acids)
Molecular function (GO): zinc ion binding
Source: RefSeq, a predicted model, not a curated record
AUGUCAUCCGAAAAAGAUAACUGUACAAUUUGUAUCGAUGAAAUCAAUUCCAAUGAAGCAGUCUCGUGGUGCACGGAAUGUGAAGUUUUCCUUUGUAAGGACUGUGAAAAACAUCAUAGGAAGUCAGGAAUAUCUGAAACGCAUAAAACAAUUUCUACUUAUGAGUACCACAAUUUACCCGAAUUUUUAAAAAAGAUAAGUAUUCAGUGUAGAGAGCACAAGAAGAAAUUAGAACUUUACUGUUCUGUCCAUGUGUGUGCCUGCUGUGUCCAGUGUUUUACUGAUAAACACCAGCAAUGUCAAGACAUGAAAACACUGUCAGACAUCCUAAAACAGUUUAAAUCAUCUUCCUUAGUUCAGCUUCCUGAACUGGAUUUAAAUGAUAUACAGGAAGACUUAAAAAAGAUUAAACUAUUCUUAAAACAACGGAUAAGUGUAUGCGAUCUUGAGAAAACAAAAGCAAUUGAGGAGAUUUUGUCUAUGAGAAAGUCGAUAGAUGAAUACCUUAACAGACUAGAAAAAGAACUGUAUGCUGAUUUAGAAUCUAAACACUUAUACAUGAAAACCAAAAUGAAAACUCUUCGUCAUCAAAUUAAACAACAAGCCCUUCAGAUAGAUCAACAACAAGACGUAUUUUUCAAAAUGAAAAAGUAUGCAAAUGAGCUACAAUUGUAUGUUGGUCUGAGAGAGAUAGAAAAAUCAGUUUCUGAAGCAAGGCAAUACAUAGACGACUUACCGACAAGAGGUUACCUAAAUGAACAAAACAUUGAGGUUGACAUCUCAUCUACUAUUAAAUCAAUUUUAGAAGAUGUUAAAAUAUUUGGAAAGAUCUGUAUCAGUGCUAGGCCAUGUACUUUACAAUUGAAGGCUGGAAGACGAGACCAAGCUCAGUAUUUAGCACCACAUUAUCCUGGAAUGGAAUUAACCAAGCCAUUAUUCAUAAGACCACUGAUAAUUCCAGAGAAAAUUAUCUCUUCACAGAUAUGUGCCUGUGUAAUAUUACCAGAUGGCAAAUGUGGAAUACUUGACUUUACUGGAAAACGUCUAUUGUUGUUCAACAAUGAAGGCAUCUUUAUGAGAAAAGUAUUGACAUUCGAAAGAAAUCCAUGGAAUAUGUGCUUUGUAAAACAAGAUACAGUGGCUGUCACAUUAGGAUUAGCAGGCCGAACAAUACUGGUAGAUAUAGAAGAAAAUAGAAUAAUCAAAACAAUUAAAAUUUGUCAUCCGUGUAACGCAGUAGCAAGUGAUGGUAAAAUUCUGGUUAUCUGCUCCGACGAAAUGGCCACUAUUGUGAAUCUGGAUGAUAUGUCUCAAACUAAAUUACCAAGAAAUGGAGCAGCUAGCAUAGCAUUAUUUGAAGGAAAUAUGUAUAGUACCAAUGAAAAAGAGGACAAAGUCUUCGUCAAAACAAGUGAAGGCGAAUAUCUCUGGAGUUAUCAACACCCUCAAAUUGAACAUCCACAAGGAAUUACACUAGACAAUAAUGGCUUUAUCUAUAUAGCUUGUAAUAGAAGCAACAGUAUCGAGGUAGUAUCACCAGUUGGUAAAACGAGUAGAACAAUACUAUCAGAAUCCGAUGGAAUCAAAUGUCCUGUAGGUAUAAAUAUCGACAGAGAAUCAGGACUAAUGAUAGUAUCUACUAUGAUAAGUGAUGAUAUGAAUGAUAGAUCAUACAGGACAGCUUUUGUUUAUAAGAUUUGA